This is a messenger RNA of Oncorhynchus gorbuscha (pink salmon), 1334 nucleotides long. Its product is annotated as microtubule-associated protein RP/EB family member 1-like. Gene Ontology annotation, biological process: spindle assembly; protein localization to microtubule plus-end; regulation of microtubule polymerization or depolymerization. Lineage: Eukaryota; Metazoa; Chordata; Actinopteri; Salmoniformes; Salmonidae. Gene Ontology annotation, cellular component: cytoplasmic microtubule; microtubule organizing center; spindle midzone. The coding region runs from base 162 to 935 and encodes 257 amino acids. Gene Ontology annotation, molecular function: microtubule plus-end binding. The transcript is spliced from 7 exons. The record is from RefSeq and is a predicted model, not a curated record.
UCGAGACUUUACGUCUUGGCGACGUUUGACUUGAGAACAAAUGCACGCAGUUGCAUUUAAAUACAUCGCCUCGCUGGUAGAUUUCUUGAAUGAACUGAGAGCAGUAAACAUUGACGUCUCUUGAAUUAAUAUAUUGGCAGCACCUACGCCAAAACAGGAAAAUGGCUGUGAACGUUUACUCAACCUCGGUGUGCAGUGACAACUUGAGUCGUCAUGACAUGCUUGCCUGGAUCAACGAAUCGUUACAGAUCAACCUUACUAAGAUAGAGCUGUUAUGUUCAGGUGCGGCCUACUGCCAGUUCAUGGACAUGCUCUUCCCCGGCUGUGUGCCUUUGAAGAAAGUCAAAUUUGCUGCAAAACUAGAGCACGAAUUCAUUCACAACUAUAAGAUCUUGCAAGCUGGCUUCAAAAGAAUGGGUGUCGAAAAAAUCAUCCCUGUUGACAAGUUGAUAAAAAGCAAGUUCCAGGACAACUUUGAGUUUGUGCAGUGGUUCAAGAAGUUCUUUGAUGCCAACUAUGAUGGGAAAGAGUACGAUCCUGUGGAGGCUCGCCAGGGCCAAGACUCAAUGUCCAAUCCCGCCAUGUCGGCCCUCAACAAGCCCAAGAAAAUCCUCAACGCUGCAUCCCAGCGAGCAGCAGUUGCCAAGGUAGCACCAAAAAUGGCGUCCAGCUUGGCGCGGAGACCAGGGGCUGGCGGAGGUGACGAGGAGCGGGCAGAACUCAUUCAGGAGGUAAAUAUACUGAAGUCCACCAUCCAGGACAUGGAGAAGGAGAGGGACUUUUAUUUCGGCAAACUGAGGAACAUUGAGCUCAUCUGCCAAGAAAAGGAAGGCGAGGGUGAUCCCACACUGCAGAGGAUCGUGGAUAUACUCUACGCCACAGAUGAGGGCUUUGUCAUACCGGACGCUGAGUCAGAGGACCAGGAGGAAUUCUAACAUUCAAGACUGGAUCAUGCAGCUUUUAAUACAACCCCUCAACCCACCAAACCCCUUCAAUCAGCUACAACAUCUCUAUCCUCUCCCUAUGUGCAACACCCACUCCAAAAAAUGUAUCAUGUUAUGCGUUCGUGAUCUCUGAGUGGACUGUAUAUCAAAUGUUUGUUUUCUGUAAAAUCAAGUUGAAAUAAGUAAGUGUGUGAAGUACCUAUUUUGAAAGCCCUUCUCUGGGUCAUCCCAUUGGCCCGUAUCAGCAUCAUGUUAGAAGGCAGCCAUUAUUAUUAUUAUUUUUUUUAAUUUAAAUUAAAUUUUACUCCUUUUUCUCCCCAAUUUCGUGGUAUCCAAUUGUAGCUACUAUCUUGUCUCAUCGCUACAACUCCCGUACGGGCUCGGGAGAGA